Macroventuria anomochaeta is the source of this 1245-nucleotide messenger RNA. RefSeq lists its product as uncharacterized. The transcript has 5 exons. Lineage: Eukaryota; Fungi; Ascomycota; Dothideomycetes; Pleosporales; Didymellaceae. Bases 1 to 1245 code for a protein of 414 amino acids. The record is from RefSeq and is a predicted model, not a curated record.
AUGGGGCAAAAUGGUGUGAUUUGGUCUGUAUUCACGCAAUCGCUUAUCUCCCGACCUCAACGCAAAUCAGCAUCGACGACUCGACCAUGGAUUCGUACCGCGUUUCGUCCCUGGCACAAGGAUGACGUGCGGGAUCAAUUCCAGUGCAAUAGGAUUGACACACCGCGACCUGAGCAGCAAUCUGCAUUGUUACUACACGCGAUCCGCCAACCAUAUGAAGUGACGAUUGAUCACGCUGUCCCAGAGAUACAGCAGGACUCCGAGUUGCUGGUCAAGGUUACCGCUGUAGGCCUGAACCCAAUGGACUGGACAGCACCUGACUACAACUUUGGCAUCCCAGUCAUACCUUAUGUCUCCGGUCGUGAACUUUCAGGCGUAGUCGUGAAAGCACCGAAGGCCCAAAAUUCUCGCGUCCGCGAAGGCGAUGUUCGUCGUGUCAUCUUCAACACUAUACGUCUGCCUCACAACGUGUCGGCGGAGUCUGGGAGCAUUCUAGGCGUAGCCUUCGUAUCAGCAGUAUUGGCUCUAGGCAUAGGUAUGGGAGUCAGUUUUGAAAGUAUCGAAAAUGGUCCAGAUCUACUCAAGAUCGUGCGCAGCAUCGAAUCAGAGAGAUUACCGGCGGACAUAAGAAGGGAGUGCAUCGAAGGUAUAAGCGAGGAUGAUCGAGCUCAAGCUGGAGACUACCUUGUUAUCUGGGGCGGCAGCUCCACCAGCGCUCAUCUUACGAAACACAUCGCAAGGCUGGCUGGAUUAAAGAUCGUUUCUGUCGUUGACAGCGCGAAGCACGGGGUACUUCUGUCUACGAACGCGACUACACGUCCAGAUCUUCUUUCUGCCGCCCACGUUUUGCGAUCGCUGGUAUCUUCGACCUCACCUAUCUCUUCACUGUCAAAAGACGCGCAGAACUACGAACGGAAAGACUCGAAACUUCUAACUCCUCCAUCGACACCAUUGGAGCUAUCGGAAGAUGGUCCUCGGUCACAUCUUGUCGGACUGACCAGACUACCAAAGCCCGGCAUACCCGAAGAUGUGACACUUCACAAUGUGCCGAUCAAACUCUUCCACGAGAUUCCUGAGGUGGGUAAAGCGCUGAGUGCUUGGUGUGAGAGACUGCUUGUUAAGGGAUUAUUGGUGCCACCAGAUGUCGUUGGAACCGUGAAAGGUUUCGGUGCUAUCAAUGAGGAUCUGGAUAGAAUGAGGAGAAGAGAGAUCAGUGGAGGCCGUCUUGUAGCUGUUCUGCCUUAA